Molecule: messenger RNA, 3453 nt
Organism: Topomyia yanbarensis
Lineage: Eukaryota; Metazoa; Arthropoda; Insecta; Diptera; Culicidae
Exons: 1
Coding region: 1-3453 (1150 amino acids)
Biological process (GO): DNA integration
Molecular function (GO): nucleic acid binding; zinc ion binding
Source: RefSeq, a predicted model, not a curated record
AUGGAAAUGCAGAAGUCAUCGAUGCCUCCAUUCGAGGUUGAAAAUACGACAUCAAUCGGCAAUAGGUGGGCAAAAUGGAAAAGGUCAUUGGAACUAUUUUUGGACGUUAACGCCGUUGCACUGGCUUCUAGAAAGCGGUCGUAUAUGCUACAUUUUGCUGGUCCCGACGUGCAAGAUAUCUUUUACAACACAGUCGGUUAUGACGCGGCUCCACCUGCUGGCUCAGAUGUAUAUCGUGAAGCUAUUCGUUUAUUGGAUGCUCAUUUUGCCCCACUUACGAGUAUUCCUUAUGAACGAUUUGUGUUCCGUAAAAUGACACAGGAGGAGAACGAAACUAUAGAGAAAUUUAUCCACCGUCUCCGGGAUCAGGCUCGACUUUGUGAUUAUGGUGAUGCUUUGGAGAUGCGGAUCACAGAGCAAAUAUUCGAUAAUUGCCGUGCCGAUGCGCUCAGAGAGGCGAUUUUGAAAAAAAAGUUGAUGACGGUACCGGAAAUAGCGGAGGAGGCUCGUGUUUUGGAAACGGUGAAAAAAAAUCGAGAUGAGAUGAGAAAACCCGCGGAUGAGAAUACUGUUCAUCAAGUAAAGAAGAGCAACCGAGAAGAAUUGUGCUUCCGCUGCGGUAACCAAGGUCAUUUCGCUAAUGAUAAAAAGUGCCCGGCGAGAUCAAAAACAUGCGACAAGUGCAAAAUUGUGGGACAUUUUAAGAAGAUGUGUAAAACCAAAUCAGCGAAUCGAAGCGGUUCAUCAAAGCACCGAGUCCAACAAGUGAAAAAUUGCGAUGACUCUGCAACCGAUUCUUCGGGAAGUGAAAUUGAAAGUGAUUCAGAUGACGAUGUUCAAAAUGUGUAUGCAACAAGCACGGUAGCGGACAAAGUUACAUGUUUCGUGGGGGGCAUAAAACUGCAUUGGGUGAUUGAUUCCGGAGCCCAUGUGAAUGUUAUUACGCGGCGUACGUGGAGGGCUUUAAAAGACAGUGGAUGUAGGUUCAGUAAAGAGGAGAAAUCGAGCAAAGUGUUGCGAGUAUAUGGAAACGGAAAGCUAAAAGUGUACAAAAUUGUGAAAACUGACAUUGCUACACGAAAUAAGUCAGUGAAUUGUGAGUUAUAUGUGGUGGACAAAAAGAACGGAGCCAAUUUAUUAAGCAGAGGAACAUCUACGGAGCUAGGAAUUUUGGAAAUUCAUGGAGAGGUGUUUAACGUAGAUAACGUUAAUGAACCAAUCAUUGGAAAGUUGAAGGAUACACAAGUAGAAAUCAAAAUCGAUAGCAGUGUGACCCCGGUGCAACAGUCAUGCAGAAGAUUACCGAUUCCGUUGAAAAAGUUGGUGAAUGAUAAGCUUGCUGAUCUACUGAAGCAGGAUAUUAUUGAACCCGCACCUUUGAAAAUAACAUGGGCUUCGCCUUUAGUCGUUACUCCCAAGGAUGGUGGUAAGAGCGUAAGACUUUGUGUUGAUAUGCGGAAAGCAAACAAGGCCAUUUUUUCCGAAAAACAUCCUCUACCGACUUUCGAGGAAAUCAUGCCGCAUUUAGAUGGAUGCAAGGUUUUUAGCAAAAUAGAUUUAGUUAAAGCCUUUCAUCAAAUUGAGCUUGCUCCGAAUUCUCGCGAAAUUACCACAUUUGUUACUCCGGAUGCAUAUUACCGAUAUAAAAGGCUUAUGUUCGGGAUGAAAGUGGCACCUGAAAUUUUCCAACGAUGUAUUGAACGAGUUCUGCGAGGGCUUCAAGGCGUGAAAGCAUUUAUCGACGAUCUUCUGGUGUAUGGAUCGUCAAAAGAAGAACAUGAUCUACGGCUGAAAGCAGUUCUCAACCGCUUACACGAAUUCGGUCUUACAAUUAACGUGGAAAAAAGUGAGUAUGGUAAAACGACUGUGACAUUUAUGGGUCAUAAACUUUCGGAGCAGGGAAUUCUACCUACAAAUGAUAAGGUGAGCGCCAUUCAGACUUUCCGCCGACCACAGAAUCCUAGUGAAAUGCGUAGCUUUUUGGGAUUAGUAAAUUACGUUGGGAAAUUCGUGCCCAACUUGUCAGUUUUAACCGCACCGCUUCGAAGCAUGACUGAAAAAGGGGCGAAAAUUCAUUGGUCCAAGGAUGCAAAGGACUCAUUCACCAAAAUUAAGCGAGCGCUUUCAGAUCCAGAACAUUUGGCGUACUACAACCCGGAAUCUCCAACAAUUCUGGUAACCGAUGCCAGCGACAAUGGUCUGGGUGCAGUUCUGCUGCAAACGGUAAAUUCCAGGCCGCGACCAAUAAGUUACGCAAGUAAGAGUCUUUCUACAACAGAGAAAAAAUAUUCGACAUUAGAUAAAGAGGCCCUAGCCGUUGUAUGGGCUACAGAGCGCUUUGAAAUGUAUUUGAGGGGCCUAAAUUUCACUAUACUGACCGAUCACAAGCCGUUGGUGCAAAUUUUUGGAGAAUCUUCGACUCCCAAUCCGAGGCAAGAACGCUGGGUAUUGAGAAUGCAGUCCUAUCGAUACUCUAUCGUGUACGUCCCUGGGGAGGUCAACAUAGCUGACCCACUAUCGCGCCUCUCCGAUAUUCCACUCGCAAAAACAUUUGAUAAACAAACGGAAGAAGUGUUGAAUUCAAUUGUGGAUGUGAACAGACCAGCAGCAAUAACGAUGAACGAAAUUGUCCGUUGUUCAAAAGAUGACAAUGAGAUCCAAAAGAUUCGACAAGCACUGUACGACGACAACUGGGAUCACACUCUGAAAGGAUUUGUACCGUUUAAAUCGGAACUUUGCCUAGUAAAACAUAUUUUGUUACGCAAAAACAAAAUCGUUAUUCCUUAUUCGCUCCGGGCAACAGUUCUUCAACUUUCACACGUUGGACACCCUGGAAAAGAAAAGAUGAAACGAAGGCUACGUGUUGCAGUAUGGUGGCCGGGAUUAGACGCCGACGUAGAAAAAUCAUGCAGAACCUGUGUAGAGUGCCAAAUGGUAGGCCAAGCCAGCAAACCAGAGCCAUUGCGUGUGCGAGAACUGCCAUCAGCACCUUGGGUUCAUUUAAGUGCCGACUUCCUCGGUCCCUUACCGAGCGGAAAAUAUAUUUUCGUAUUGGUCGAUCUUUACAGCCGAUUUGUUGUAGCCGAAAUUACUACUCACACUACUUCGAAUGAUGUAAUUCUGAUGUUGAGACGAAUUUUCACAAAAUUGGGUUUGCCGAUGGUGUUGACAACUGAUAAUGCGAAAAAUUUCUCCAGCCAAGAGCUCAAGGACUACUGUGUCGAUUACGGUAUCAAACUCACUCACACAACUCCAUACUGGCCAAGUGCAAAUGGCGAGGUGGAACGUCAAAACCGGUCGCUCUUAAACAGGCCAUACACGAUACGAUUUGUUGUACGACGGUCGUACAACCGGUCGUACAACUUGUGUCGAAACGACCGUCUGAACGAUUAUCGCAACGUGUGUGCCUCUGUCGUACGACUUGUAGUACGACCCGGUCGUGUCGUAUGGUAG